Capronia epimyces CBS 606.96 is the source of this 1701-nucleotide messenger RNA. RefSeq lists its product as uncharacterized. Bases 1 to 1701 code for a protein of 566 amino acids. Gene Ontology annotation, molecular function: protein binding. The transcript has a single exon. Lineage: Eukaryota; Fungi; Ascomycota; Eurotiomycetes; Chaetothyriales; Herpotrichiellaceae. The record is from RefSeq and is a predicted model, not a curated record.
AUGUCUCCAUUGCCGACAUCGAUCGUCUCAUUCCCCCCCGAGAUCUUUUAUAGAAUCUGCCAUUACCUUGAUCGGAACAGCUUGCUUGCCCUCGCCCUUAGCAGCAAGCCUUGUGAUGAUUUGUGUAGACCGUUUCGAUUUCGCACAAUUUCAAUUCAUCACUCCGAUCCGCAAAGGCUUGUCCAGGACGUCGAGCUGUGGAGUGGCAGAGUUGUCGGGAUCGAUCGUAUUCAUGUCCAUGAGUUGAUCAUCGAGGGAUGGAUAAGCACCAUCAAAUAUCCAGACCACGACCACUGGACAUCUCUGGCCGAGUUUGUUCGCGAGCUACCCAAUCUAUCUACCGUGACCUGGGACAGCAGCAAUCAUUUCCCGCCGUCUCUUCUGACAACUUUGCAAGCCCAUCUUCCUGCAUGCAAGGUCGAUCUGAAACGAUUCUUAUUCAGGCUGGAGCCUGUUGAUCGUGUCCUUGACCCAGACGACUUCACCCUAUUGACUUCACCCAGUCUCCACAGCAUUGCGACGACCGGUUCGCGCUUUCACCCACGCUCCCGCCGCGAGAACUACACCAAUAUGGCUCUAUUUGAUAUAGUAGAGCGGAACCCAAGCUUGAAGAAAGUAACCAUUCGAUGGGUACGUGCUAUGAACCGUCCUGGGCUGGUACGAGCAUAUCAAUCACCAAGGCCACCCUGGGAAGGAUUCAAGAACAUUGACAUUGAUACGCCUAAAUCACCGUCUCGAGCCCUAGCUUUGGAAGAAUUCAAGAUGGUGGGGAUUGGUUGGGACGAGGAAUUCGAGUAUUACAGCGAACACUUCGACUUGUCCAAGCUCCAGACAUUGAUUACCUGGGAACUACAUCCGAUAAUAACUGGCGAGACCGAUCGCAGACCAAAGUUGGACUCGCUCAAGAAACUCAAAACGCGGAUGAUAGAUCCAGAUCUGGAAUCAGGUACACUAUCAUCGGAACAGGUUGACCGUUACAAUUCAUUCAUCCAUAGCCUCCCACCUCUGUCUGAGCUCAGUGUCAAGGGCAACGCCGUGCACCCGAGCACCAUUGACGCCAUCAUCUCGCGCCACGGUGGUUCGCUCGUCAAGCUCCAGAUUGAACCUCUGUAUAGAUGGGUUCCACUUUUUCAGGCUGGCUUGGGCGACAUGCUUCGUUUUCGAACUGCUUUCACCCAGCUCACGGAGCUGGCCUUACCGAUACGACACUGCCGAGGUCACGAGACCGAAGCUGCAAUUUACACAACAUUAGGCAGCUUGCCAAAGCUCCAAACGAUAACCCUCCACCUUGACGACGAGGGAGCCAAUGAUAUAUCAUUGGGAGAGUGGGAACAACAGUACUUUGGGUUUGGUGAAAGCCGUUGUCCACGGAAUGGCCAGCUCAAAGAUACGCUCAUGAAUAGCGUCAACAUGGAUGAGGAGACCUUGGCGAGGAGCAUCUUCGAGUGCAUUUCGUCGGCCAAAGGUCUUCGUUCCUAUCCACUUGAAGAGUUGACUUUAUUACCCACCCGUGGCAGGCAGACUAGGGAUUAUGGUCAUGGCCCCCCAAUCGAGGGACUUGGGACCAUCAUUGAACAUAAUUUAAAAUGGAAAUGGAAGCUCAAAAGGGGCGAACGUGAUGAUCAAAGACACAUAGUGUUCGCGACGGCGAUCGACAAGCCUAUCGAGAAGAAGCAGGUCCUCCAGCAGGAGCAAACGUGA